Molecule: messenger RNA, 1151 nt
Organism: Marasmius oreades (fairy-ring Marasmius)
Lineage: Eukaryota; Fungi; Basidiomycota; Agaricomycetes; Agaricales; Marasmiaceae
Exons: 4
Coding region: 1-1059 (352 amino acids)
Biological process (GO): proteasome-mediated ubiquitin-dependent protein catabolic process
Cellular component (GO): nucleus; cytosol; proteasome regulatory particle, base subcomplex
Molecular function (GO): polyubiquitin modification-dependent protein binding
Source: RefSeq, a predicted model, not a curated record
AUGCCCCUCGAAGCCACCAUGAUGGUCAUCGACAAUUCCGAAUAUAUGCGGAAUGGAGACUACCAACCGACUCGCUUUGAUGCGCAAGCAGACGCCGUUAACGUCGUAUUCCAAACGAAAGUGGAUUCAAAUCCAGAGAACACUGUCGGCAUUAUGUCGAUGGCUGGGAAAGGAGCGGAAGUUCUGGUUACACACUCAAAAGAUCUUGGGCAAAUCCUCCAAGCCAUUCACAAAACAUCGAGUAAAAUUGGAGGAGAGAUUGAUAUUCCUACCGCUAUCAAUGUUGCUCAGCUCGCUUUGAAACACCGAGAAAACAAGAAUCUAAGACAACGUAUCAUUGUGUUCGUUGGGUCGCCAUUAGAUGGACAGGCUGCAGAUGAGAAAAUAAUGGUUAAGUUGGCGAAGAAGCUGAAGAAGAAUAAUGUUGCUGUCGAUAUCGUUUGCUUUGGGGAUGGAAUUGAAGAGCCGGACUCGGAGGGGAAAACGAUUAUGAAGUCGUUUGUGGAAGCUGCGAGUAGCAGUGACAAUUCACAUCUGGUGAUUGUACCAGCGAGCUCGAACCUGAUAUCGGAUGUUCUGAUAUCGUCUCCGGUUCUUUCUGAAGAUCGUAGCGCCAGUAUUCCGGCAGAGCUCGGCGGCACUGGUGGUAGCGGUGCUUCAGGAUCUGGUUCCAAUGCCAACGAAUUUGAAUUUGGGGUUGACCCUAGCUUGGAUCCUGAGUUGGCUAUGGCUCUCCGUCUUUCAAUGCAAGAAGCACAAGCACGAGAAGCUGCAUCGGCACCUAGCACUACCAACAACCCAACCUCUCAGUCCUCGCAAAUGUCCGGUGCUACGCCCACGAUACCUGCGGAUCCCACAGACGAUGAGGAAGAAGCGAUGUUACAGCAGGCUAUUGCCAUGUCCACACAAGAGCAGGAUGUUGAUAUGGACGAAGAUGCCCCAACGCCAAAACCAGGAGAGGAUGACGAGAUGGACGAAGAUGAGGGUGAGGAUGAAGCUAUAGCUAGAGCGAUCGCUAUGAGCAUGGAGGAUUCGCAGGGUGAGAAGGACAAGAAAUAGAUAGAUCUGUGGUAAUGAACCGAUAAUCUUUUGUACCCUUUCUUCUGCAGGUGUGAUUCGGUGACCAACAAAUACAUGCAGACCGACUGAGA